CUGUUGGAAAGUUUCUAGAAUCUCUUCCCAGCGGCCUUUGCGGUUCCAACAUGGCGGAGCUGACGGUGGAGGUUCGCGGCUCCAACGGGGCUUUCUACAAGGGCUUUAUCAAAGAUGUUCAUGAAGACUCCCUCACAGUUGUUUUUGAGAACAAUUGGCAGCCAGAACGUCAGGUUCCAUUUAAUGAAGUUAGAUUACCACCACCACCUGAUAUAAAAAAAGAAAUCAGUGAAGGAGAUGAAGUAGAGGUAUGCGUGUAUUCAAGAGCAAAUGACCAGGAACCUUGUGGAUGGUGGUUGGCUAAAGUUCGAAUGAUGAAAGGAGAAUUUUAUGUCAUUGAAUAUGCUGCUUGUGAUGCCACUUACAAUGAAAUUGUCACAUUUGAACGACUUCGGCCUGUCAAUCAAAAUAAAACCGUCAAAAAAAAUACCUUCUUUAAAUGCACAGUGGAUGUCCCUGAAGAUUUGAGAGAGGCGUGUGCUAAUGAGAAUGCACAUAAAGAUUUUAAGAAGGCAGUAGGAGCAUGCAGAAUUUUUUACCAUCCAGAAACCACACAGCUAAUGAUACUGUCUGCCAGUGAAGCAACUGUGAAGAGAGUAAAUAUUUUAAGUGACAUGCACUUGCGAAGUAUUCGUACGAAGUUGAUGCUUAUGUCCAGAAAUGAAGAGGCCACUAAGCAUUUAGAAUGCACAAAACAACUUGCAGCAGCUUUUCAUGAGGAAUUUGUUGUGAGAGAAGAUUUGAUGGGUCUGGCAAUAGGAACACAUGGUAGUAACAUACAACAAGCUAGGAAGGUUCCUGGAGUUACAGCAAUUGAGCUAGAUGAAGAUACUGGAACAUUUAGAAUCUAUGGAGAGGUAAGCCAUUUUCUGUCCCCCACCUACUUAUUCAAGUAUUUUUUGAAUGUUUACUAUGUGUCAGGCACUGGAAAAGUUAUUGGAAAAAAUGGCAAGGUUAUUCAAGAAAUAGUGGACAAAUCUGGUGUGGUUCGGGUGAGAAUUGAAGGAGACAAUGAAAAUAAACUACCUAGAGAAGAUGGAAUGGUCCCAUUUGUAUUUGUUGGCACUAAAGAAAGCAUCGGAAAUGUGCAAGUUCUUCUAGAGUAUCAUAUUGCUUACCUGAAGGAAGUGGAACAGCUAAGAAUGGAACGCCUACAGAUUGAUGAACAGCUGCGACAGAUUGGUUCUAGGUCUUAUAGUGGAAGAGGCAGAGGUCGUCGGGGCCCUAAUUACACCUCCGGUUAUGGAACAAACUCUGAGCUGUCUAACCCCUCCGAAACAGAAUCUGAGCGUAAAGAUGAGUUGAGUGAUUGGUCAUUGGCAGGAGAAGAUGAUCGAGAGAACCGACAUCAGCGUGACAGUAGGAGACGCCCAGGAGGAAGAGGCAGAAGUGUUUCAGGGGGUCGAGGUCGUGGUGGACCACGUGGUGGCAAAUCCUCCAUCAGUUCUGUGCUCAAAGAUCCAGACAGCAAUCCAUACAGCUUACUUGAUAAUACAGAAUCAGAUCAGACUGCAGACACUGAUGCCAGCGAAUCUCAUCACAGUACUAACCGUCGUAGGCGGUCUCGUAGACGAAGGACUGAUGAAGAUGCUGUUCUGAUGGAUGGAAUGACUGAAUCUGAUACAGCUUCAGUUAAUGAAAAUGGGCUAGUCACAGUUGCAGAUUAUAUUUCUAGAGCUGAGUCUCAGAGCAGACAAAGAAACCUCCCAAGGGAAACUUUGGCUAAAAACAAGAAAGAAAUGGCAAAAGAUGUGAUUGAAGAGCAUGGUCCUUCAGAAAAGGCAAUAAAUGGCCCAACUAGUGCUUCUGGCGAUGAAAUUUCUAAGCUACAGCGUACUCCAGGAGAAGAAAAGAUUAAUACCUUAAAAGAAGAAAACACUCAAGAAGCAGCAGUCCUGAAUGGUGUUUCAUAAACUGAAGAAGUUCCUAGUUUACAGUUCUUUUACAUUACAUUUUACAAUAGUGCUUGUACAAGCUUGCCAAAGAUAGAAUAUGGAUCGCCAGUCUUUACAUCGCACUUUCAGUUCCUCCAUUUGGAAUUCAGAAAGGGGAGGGAUCCUGAAGAAAUCAUAUGUUAAACAUACUUUGACACCUACUGUGUUAUAAAAUAUAUCAUCAGAUGUGCCUUGAGAAUAGUAUAUGUAACAUUAAAAAAGUUGCUGGCUAUAGGAAAUGUUAUUUUGUUUUCAAAAUAUGGCAGAGAUGGGGGGGAGGUGGGUGGGGUGGGAUCCCUAAGGUAAUAUUCUUUAUGAAAGCAUUAGCUGCUUUUGUUACAUUUUUAAUAAUAUGCAACCACUUCUUCACCUGAGGAAAACUAGAGUGAAAUGCAGUCUAAAAUAUUUUGCACUGAAUUGUAAUUUCUUCAUUAGUUUAGUCUGGAAACUGGUCUGUUUUAAUGUGUUUUUAAAAUGCUGUAUGUAGAAGAAAAUCUGCAGACCACUGGAAUACAUUUGUUAAAACUCUCAUCUGCAGGGACACUGGGUGAUAUUGGCAGUGACUGUUCUACAUUGAGGCUUUGUUUGGUUUAUUUAUUAAAGUGUACAGUAUUUAAAAAUCAAACAUAGCUUUAGUUAAAACACUACGCUGAAUUAGUCAUGUCCAUUCAGACAUAACCUGAACUACUGAAAAGAUCAAUUUCCAGAAGGUUUAUUCUGUAUAAACUACAUGUUAGUCUUCAGUAGAGUAUCUUCCAUUUCUUACUUUUUUUUUUCUUUUUUCUUUUUUCUUUUUUUUUUUUUUUUGAUUUUGGUUGUUUGAUGUGCAAUAUGUUUUUGUAUGCAGGUAGUAAAUAAACUUUGAUCUUCCAGUUGCUGAUUUUUAACUUUCUACUUUUUAUACCAACUAUUGCAAAGUAGUUUGAACUACUUAGAGGCCUAGAAUAGUAUCCUGAUUGCUUUUUGAAAAGCGUUUAUACUUGCUCAUAAAUAGCACUAAACUGUUGGUCAGUUAACCAUUGUAAUGGAUCCUCUGAAAUCUUAAGCACUUAAAAUUUAUUCUGUUAGAAUGGCUUAGAGAAUUGGUCACACAUUUGAUGUUAGGAAAGUCUUUGUAACAAAAUUCUAAUCAGGCAGCUUUUGGAAGGCAGUGGGGUAAAAUCUAGAAUUUUACUCUUACAUUUCUUUAAUAAAAAUUUUUAUAAGGAAAUAUGAGAAUUUUUAAAUAUGGAAUAGGCUACUCAUUGGCUUUUUGAUUCUCAAGGAAAUAAUUUUGAAGGUUUUCACACUAAUGAUUGUACUUUUUGUAUAUAUUUUAGCUAGAUGGCUUUAUUUUAUAGGAAGAUAUUUUCACAUGAAGUUUUCUAAAAAGUAAGAAAAAUAAUUAUGCACCUAAUUGUGACAUUAUAUAAAAUAACUGUGGCUUUAUGAGAGGGUUUGGCUCCAUGAUAUUAUAUAGACCACUGAGCAAGAGAAAGACAGCAUUUUCUGUCAUUUGGUAUCUUAGUGUUUUUUAUGUGCAUAAUUUGUGUUAAUUUAUGUGCAUAAAAAUGUUAAGUGAUUUUAAUUUAUAAUGACUGAAGGAAAACUCAGGGUAUAGUAAAAAAUGUAGUAAUUGCCAGGUCAGUGUACAUAACCCCAGCCCUCAAAUUUAUUAUUGCUGAGGUUGAGAUGUGAUGGUAUUAAGCGCUUGUGCAUAAAACGCUAAUAACAAUUCUUAAGGUGUGUUGUGAAUAGUGCAGUCCUUGCAUUUUGAAUAACAAUAUCAAGUAAUUUCAUAUCCUGUUUUUUUUUUUAAUUUACCCUCUAAUGUAUUUUUAUCAAAGUUAGAAACAAGUAAAAUUGUUGGCCUUUUUAUUUAGUUCUCUUCAGUAAUAGGUUUACAGAUUAAUUAUAAGGUAUGAGAAUAAUGUUCAUUACUCCCCAAAUUGGUGAAUAUGGUAUAAAGAAAAAGAUUCUUUUCUCUCAUGUAGAACAGAUUCACUAAAAUCCUUUUUGCAUAAAGAUUGUUUCAAUGAGAAAGGAAGAAAGACGAGACAAUUCUUAAAAAGUGGGUAUAGCACAAGCAGUUCAUUAGACUAGAACUAAUAACCAUAUUCUAGGAAAUAAGUAUUAAGAUUUCAUUAUCUACAAAUGACUAAACCCAAUGUUCUGUCCUUUAAAGAAAUAUAUGUACUGUAGAAUCAUGAUAGAGUGUUGGGAGUAAAUAGCACAUGCUCAGAUUCAGAAGUGAAAAGCCCGCUCCCCAAAGAUAACCAUGGUUGGUUCAGGUAGCCUUCCAAACUCAUUCUGAGAGGGAUGCAUCUUUUUGGCUCUUAAUACUAGUGAUGUUACUAUGGGAGAACUUGCCAGUACACAUUAAACAAAGACAGUGAAACAAAAAUAUCUAUUCUAAAGGUCUUGUGUAGCUCAAGUAUUGUGUUAGCAUACAUACGUGAAAUCCUAUAUGGAUUCUGAACUAAAUCAUGGAGUAGGAGCUGAGAUUGUGUUGGGGCAAAAAUGAUCUUUUCCUGAAACUUGGAAGGCCUUGGAUUCUUGGAGUUGGCAUCACUGUUUUUAAGCUUUCAGUGGGCCUAAAACUGGUGAGUCUGUUGACAGAUCAGUCACGGUUGGUAAAAUUAUAGUUUGUGAAGGCAAUGUGUAGGCAAUCAAAAUAACGGAAGCACUAAGCUAGUGAGGAGGCAAAAGUAGCUGGUGUUUUGCUCUUGUAUUCUGGAUCUCCAUUCUACUGUGGCUGGGAUCCAUCACCUUCAUGUCAGCGGUAUUUUUGUAGCUGUGAAUUGAGUGUUUAACCUGAGAAGGGUCUCUUGCAAAGUUGGCAUGUUAACUGUUGCAGUUAGAUUGGGAAAUAGUACUAUUUGUGUCCUCUACAAAUAGAUUUAUACUUUUUUGAAGUAGAAACCAACUAGAUUUUCUCAUAGGCUAUGCCUACAAUGAACUUAGUCUACUAAGGACAGAUGAAUGGAAAACUGGCUAUAAUGCAGUAAGUCCUGUCAGAUGAUUGGUGGUUACUGGAAAUGAGAGUAAAAGAAAAUUACGUUUACACUUGGAUUUUUUAGAAGGCUUCAAGGAACUUGGAUUUGAACAGGAUCUAUGGGGUUUGGCAAAAUUACUAACGGCCAAAAAAGGAUGCUUGUAAAGUCCCAAUUUUAACUAUCUUCACUAUUAUGGUUUGACUCCACUAUACCUUUUUAUAAUGAUAUCUGGUAGUGUAUUGGCUAUGUGCUUGGAUUAGGAUGUGUGCUUGAAUGCAUAGUAGUCACUUAGAAUCCAUGAUUAACCAAUGACAAUAUUUGGGUAUUACUUCAACUGUUGCAAUAAAUCAGUAACUGCAAUUUUGUUAUAGACCUCUGGCAAGUGAUGAUAAUUCGAAACUUCACUCAACUACUGGUUGAAAAUAAGUCAAUUAUGUUGAACUACAGGGGACUGCUAAUAGUUGACCAUCUUUGAGCCACAAAAAAUAGGUUUCCUAUGGUUCAACUUAAUACAUUUUUAAAGUACAUUUUUAAGUAUUAUCAUUUACUCUAGAAACCCAAGUCAGGAGUCUAAUCCAGAAAACCCCAAACUACUAGAUGAGGAAGUUACAUAUAAGGAAUUAGAAAUUUUGUUUUUUAAAAGGGUAUUAUCAGUGGAUCAUUCUAGAGUCAGAUUCAUCUGUUACUAUUUCAUGUACUAAAGUAAGGGGCAUAAUCUCCUGGAUAAACUAUACAGCUUUUUAUAAAAAAGACUUCCAUUAGUCCAUUUGCUUAUUUUCUUUGAGAAUUUGAAAAGAUGUAGGUGUAAGUACAAAAUUGGGAUUUACUAUCUUCUAACUUUUUCUGUAUUCCAUUUCAUCUCAAGGUAUGGACUAGCUGAAGGCCUUUCCAGUAUUAAUGUAACUUGAGUCUAUUUGUAUACGGGACCCUGGGGUAACCCGUAACCAUAUUCCCAAUACUCUCAAUAGUUAGUAUGCUGAAUUAAAAUGUUUUAUAUAUGUAUCCAUCCCAGAUAUUUCCAACUAUGCUAUAUGCAAUCUAAAGGAUAUCAAAAGCAAGGACAAAAUUAUUUUUCACAGAGUUUCUCAGUCUUGAUGCCCCACUAUUUGUGUUUCAGGGAUUGGUAUGUAUUUAGGGGUGAGGCAUUUACAGAGAAAUUUUCUGAAUGUUUUGUACCCUUUUUACUUUAUUGUCAAAUGUAACUACUCGUUUUCUAAUUUAGAGUUUAUUACAAAAAAUUUCCCAUA
Messenger RNA from Hipposideros armiger (great roundleaf bat), 6156 nucleotides. It is a transcript of the gene FXR1, whose product is annotated as FMR1 autosomal homolog 1. Lineage: Eukaryota; Metazoa; Chordata; Mammalia; Chiroptera; Hipposideridae. The transcript is spliced from 17 exons. The coding region runs from base 51 to 1913 and encodes 620 amino acids. Gene Ontology annotation, biological process: positive regulation of long-term neuronal synaptic plasticity; animal organ development; positive regulation of translation. The record is from RefSeq and is a predicted model, not a curated record. Gene Ontology annotation, molecular function: translation regulator activity; mRNA 3'-UTR binding. Gene Ontology annotation, cellular component: nucleus; neuron projection; cytoplasmic stress granule.